Messenger RNA from Protobothrops mucrosquamatus (brown spotted pit viper), 2351 nucleotides. Its product is annotated as unconventional myosin-Ig. The annotation marks the transcript as partial. Gene Ontology annotation, molecular function: actin filament binding; microfilament motor activity; ATP binding. The transcript has 17 exons. Gene Ontology annotation, biological process: actin filament organization; vesicle transport along actin filament. NCBI's taxonomy places the organism in Eukaryota, Metazoa, Chordata, Lepidosauria, Squamata, Viperidae. The record is from RefSeq and is a predicted model, not a curated record. Gene Ontology annotation, cellular component: myosin complex; plasma membrane; vesicle.
AUGGCCGAGCAAGAGAGUCUAGAGUUUGGCAAAGCUGACUUUGUCCUCUUGGACCAGGUGACCAUGGAAGACUUCCUGGAGAACCUGGAGCUCAGGUUCGAGAAAGGACGCAUCUACACCUACAUCGGCGAAGUGGUGGUCUCCGUGAAUCCGUACAAACCCCUCUCGCUCUACGGGAAGGAGAUGAUCGAACAUUACCGGGGCCGGGAACUCUACGAGAGGCCGCCUCACCUUUACGCCGUGGCCGACGCGGCCUACAAAGCCAUGAAGAGGCGGGCCAUGGACACCUGCAUUGUCAUCUCAGGAGAAAGCGGGGCCGGGAAAACGGAAGCCAGCAAGUAUAUCAUGCAGUACAUCGCUGCCAUCACCAAUCCGAGCCAGAGGGCUGAAGUGGAAAGAGUCAAAAACGUCCUGCUCAAGUCCAACGGCGUGCUGGAGGCCUUCGGCAACGCAAAGACGAGCCGCAACGACAACUCCAGCCGUUUCGGCAAAUACAUGGACAUCAAUUUUGACUUCAAGGGGGAUCCCACCGGAGGACACAUCAGCAACUACUUGUUGGAAAAGUCGCGGGUCCUCAAACAGCAACCUGGAGAGAGAAACUUCCAUGCGUUCUAUCAGUUACUUCUUGGUGCCUCGGACGCUAAGCUGAAAUCUCUCCACCUGGUUGGAGACACAACAGCCUACAGGUUUACCAAGGAGGGUGGUAGUAAUAACAGGUCUUUGGACAGUGAGAAAACCACCUAUCAAUCCGUCCUGGAUGCCAUGAAAGUGAUCGGUUUUAUUUCUGAAGAGAUCGAUUCCGUGCAGAAGAUCCUGGCAGCCAUUUUACACUUGGGCAACGUGAAUUUCACCUGCUCCGGCGACGAGGUGGCCGUCGAGGAUCCACAAACGGUCUCCUACCUUGCGGAGUUGACUUCCACCGAGAGGGAGAGCCUCCUCAACACGCUCCUAUACCGGACAGUGGCUACGGGUGGUGGCGAGGUGAUCCAAAAAGGCCACAGUCACAAUGAGGCCAACUACGCACGGGAUGCCUGCGCCAAGGCUAUUUACGAGCGGCUGUUUUGUUGGAUCGUGAACCGCAUCAACGCCACCAUCGAGGUCAAGAACUACGACCCGCGAAUCCACGGCAAAAAUACGGUCAUCGGUGUCUUGGACAUUUACGGCUUUGAGAUUUUCGGCAACAACAGCUUCGAGCAGUUCUGCAUCAACUACUGCAACGAGAAGCUGCAGCAGCUGUUCAUCGAACUGAUCCUCCAGCAGGAACAGCAGGAAUACCAGCGUGAGGGGAUUGAAUGGCAGCACAUUGAAUAUUUCGACAAUCAAAUCAUCGUCGAUCUGGUAGAAGAGCCGCACAAGGGUAUUAUUGCAAUACUGGACGAAGCUUGCUUGACCGUGGGGAAAAUCACCGAUGCCCUUUUCUUGGAGAGCAUGGAUGCCAGGCUUGGCAAACACCCCCAUUAUACCAGCAGGAAGCUCAAUUCCGCCGACAAAUCCAUGGAGUACGGACGGGAUUUCCGGAUCAAGCAUUACGCAGGAGACGUUACGUAUUCCGUGGAAGGAUUUCUGGAUAAGAACAAGGAUUUCUUGUUCCAGGAUUUCAAGCGACUGCUGUUCAACAGCGCAGACCCCGUCCUUCAGGAGAUGUGGCCGGAAGGCAAGCAGAGCAUCAUGGAAGUCACCAAGCGCCCGCUGACGGCGGCCACCCUCUUCAAGAACUCCAUCGUGGCCUUGGUGGACAACCUAGCUUCCAAGGAGCCCUACUACGUCCGUUGCAUCAAGCCCAACGAUCACAAGUCCCCGUUGCUGUUUGACGAGGAGCGUUGCCGUCACCAAGUGUCGUAUCUGGGCUUGCUGGAGAACGUGCGGGUCCGAAGGGCCGGCUUUGCCUACCGCCAACCGUACCACCGUUUCUUGCUCCGGUACAAAAUGACGUGCGAAUACACCUGGCCUAACCACCUCAUGGCCUCGGACGGCGCGGCCACCCAAGCCCUGAUGGAGCAACACGGCUUCCAAGACGACGUGGCGUACGGGCAAACCAAGAUCUUCAUAAGGACGCCGCGCACCUUGUUCGCCCUGGAGCAGGAGCGGGCCAACCUGAUCCCCAUCAUUGUGUUGUUGUUGCAGAAGGUCUGGAGAGGAGCCCUCGCCCGCAAGCGGUGCCGGUACCUGCGCGCCAUCUACACAAUCAUGUCCUACUACAAGCGUCACAAAGUGAGGUCCUACCUGCUAGACCUGGUAGAACGUUUUCAAGGGGUGCGCAACAUGGCCGACUACGGCAAAAGUGUGGUGUGGCCCGAGCCUCCCGCUGUGCUGGCCCAGUUCCAGGAGACCAGCAAAGUCAUCUUUUGCAG